CACUAUGCCCUAAUUCCUCUUAUGACUGAAGUUGACGAGAACCCCCAUCUUCAAGCGUGCGCCUCCGACGUCAAUCCUAAAGACCUUCGGCCACCUCCUGUGCUGCGUUCGUCACCAUCUUCGGCUUUCCUAUCUUUGACUGUCGCACGCAAAGAUAAACUGUGGCAAAACAUUGUUCCACGCUGUAGAAGCAAGAAGAAGCAGGGCCAGGGAGUAGAAGCUUGUAGUUCCUGA
Messenger RNA from Lactuca virosa, 234 nucleotides. Lineage: Eukaryota; Viridiplantae; Streptophyta; Magnoliopsida; Asterales; Asteraceae. The record is from the annotation of a GenBank genome assembly.